Molecule: messenger RNA, 1941 nt
Organism: Linnemannia hyalina
Lineage: Eukaryota; Fungi; Mortierellomycota; Mortierellomycetes; Mortierellales; Mortierellaceae
Source: the annotation of a GenBank genome assembly
AUGAAGUCCGCACAGUUGUCAAAACGAGCUGGGUUCCUCCUGGCCACUGCUCUGACAAUAUCGAUAGUCCUGGUUGUGGGGCCUGCCCCCGUCACAUCCCUCCCCGUCUCCUCCUCCUCCUCUGUGCAUGGAUCCGACUAUUCUUAUCCCGAUCGUCAUGCACCUCUACCACAACAACAGCAACAACGCAAAGCUGCCCCUGACGCCCAUGCCUCUGCUCCACCUUCAAAGAUGUUGGAGCCUGUUGCCCAAGGCGUGGACCAUGAACCGCCAGCAGUACCGACAACACACGAGGCAGCACACGAUGGUAUCGAAACAUCACCAUUGCCAACACCUACAACACCUAAACAUCCACCACAACCACCAAAACCUAUCAAUAAGAACGCCUUUCGGAUCGUCAACCCUGAGCCUAAUGACGUCUGGACUUCAGGCAAGGCUGAGACCAUGAGCUGGGAAGACUUGGAUCUCCCCGACCAGGUCACCUUCGAUAUCACCUUAAUCCCCGAGGACCCCAUCUCCAACCCCAAGGCACUCCUUUUCACCCGCCGACCCACCCUCCGCUAUGUCGUCGCAGAGGAUCGGUUCCUGGACAUGAUUAUCCCUUACGACUUGAUCUCCCAGGAGCAGUUGCUUAAAGUACAGGAGACCAAUGCCAACUUUACAUGGACCCAACCCGAUCCUACGCCUUCGCCCAUACCGACUCCUGUAGAAGAACUUGCAGAAGAAUUAACGCCAUCGCCAUCGCCAUCGCCAUCGCCAGCACCUGCACUGGAGGCGAUUGAUUCUCGAGCUCGUCUGUAUAUCACCGCCUAUGUCGGCAGGACCAACAAGAUGAUUGCCCAAAAAAGCGUCUACCCUGUCGUGAUACGCAAGGACCCAGAGUGGGACAGACGGGUACCUCGGCCCGAUGCUCUUGUAGCGCCACCAACGUCGUUUUCGGAUGAUACGGACGAUGAUAUGGACGAGGAUCUGGACGAGGAUCUGGACGCAGGACACCCAGAGGAUAUGUUGGAGAAGAAGGACUCUGAACUGGCUCAUCUGGAUGAUCAUGCGGCGGCUGCUGAGGGCGGCCAUGAACAUGCUGAUGGUGAUUCUGAUAUGGAGGAAGGUGAGGAGGAGGAUGAAGAAGAAGGAGAGGAGCAUCAUCACCAUACUUUUGGCAGCUGGGUGACGGAGACCUUUGAUGAUUGGAAAGGGCAAGGAGACGAUGAGGGAGAAGAGUCGGCUGUGGGAGAAGGGUCGGCUGAGGGAGAAGGGUCGGCUGAGGGAGAAGAGUCGGCUGAGGGAGGAGUGGAUGAGAUUGAGGAGGAGAAUGCGCUCAACGCCCAUACGCCUACUUCCGAUGAAACUGGCGAAAACGCUGAUUCUUCCAACACUACCCAACCCGAAGACGACUCUACGCACAUGCAUUCACAUACGGAAGAAGGAGGUGAGUCCAAGUCUGAGGAGGAGGGCGAAGGAGACGGAGGGCAUCACCACGAGCACACGCACGUCAUCGACCCCAACCACUUCCAAAACGACGCCGACGUUGCAAUCUGGGAGGAGCACGCCGACGAGCCCGGAUACAACCCACCCAUCACCAUCGAGGACGCAGGAACCAUAAACAUCUCUCGUUGGAUCGACAACAAGGAACGCUUCUUUGUCGGGGCCCCCUACGUCAUGGCCUGGACCUUCCCCUCAGAAUCCGAGGGCCUGACAGGAACAACCAACGUCUAUAUCGAGGAUGCAAAGACGGCGCAGCGGUACGAUAUUGCGGCGGGUGACUUGCCGAGCGAUGUACGGUUUAUUUAUCUGCGACCAAGUGCGUUGUUGGUGAGCGCGAUCCCGAAGAAAAAGAUCUUUGUCCGGGCCAGGGUCGAGAUGGACUUGUUCUGGGCUGGGACUAUUCAGCGGUAUACUGGGUUCUCCAAGACUUUCUAUGUCGAGCGCGGUGCCCUCUAG